CAGAAGUUUCGUGUGCACACAAGAGAACUUGAAUGCUUUUGCAACCAUGGCAAGCUUGGUUGAUGUCGGUUGGAAACUGCUGGAAUUUAAAGCCCGAUCAAAACGAUCAGUUUUGUGAUUUAGCUGAGAAAGAGAGAGAGAGAGAGACGAUUGACCUUAAUUUCACCUUUUGAAAAUGGCUGCGAAAAAGGGGCCUCAUCAGAAAGUCCAGAGACUGGGAUCCAUCUAUGAGCCCCUCAAGCUGUCCAUCCUCCACCGCGAGGAUGAGCCCCUGUGGGAGAAGCUGGACCGCUACUACGCCGCCGUCAAGACCACCAUACUCAACUACCAAAGUCCCACCACUGGGCUCUUCCCCGUGAAGAUCUGCUCCACUUGUAACGAGGCCAAGGUGCGGGACUCCUUGUACUGUGCGGCGGCAGCUUGGGCGCUGUCCUUAGCCUACCGACGCAUCGAUGACGACAUGGGGCGCACCCACGAAUUGGAGCACUCGGCCAUCAAGUGCAUGAGAGGAAUCCUCUACUGCUACAUGAGGCAAGCUCAUAAGGUGGAGCAGUUCAAGCAGGACCCCAGCCCCUCCAAGUGUCUGCACUCCAUGUUCAACUUGCACACGGGCGACGAGAUCCACACCUACGACCAGUACCACCACCUGCAGAUUGACGCCGUUUCCCUGUUCCUGCUCUACCUGGUGGAGAUGAUCUGCUCCGGCCUGCAGAUCAUCUACAACACGGACGAGGUGUCCUUCAUCCAGAACCUGGUUUUCUGCGUGGAAAGAGCCUACAGGGUCCCCGACUAUGGCAUGUGGGAACGAGGCAGCAAGUAUAACAACGGCAGCACCGAGCUGCAUUCAAGCUCCGUGGGCCUGGCCAAGGCUGCUCUGGAGGCCAUCAAUGGAUUUAACCUUUUUGGAAACCAGGGUUGCUCCUGGUCGGUGAUCUUCGUGGAUCUGGACGCCCACAACCGAAACAGGCAAACGUUGUGCUCCCUGCUUCCUCGAGAGUCACGCUCUCAUAACACAGAUGCAGCCUUACUUCCGACCAUCAGCUACCCUGCCUUCGCCGUGGACGACGACGCACUCUACAGCCAGACACUGGAUAAAAUCGUCCGCAAACUGCGUGGCAAAUACGGCUUCAAGCGUUUCCUCCGCGACGGAUACCGUACCUCCAACGAAGACAAGGAGCGCCGAUACUACAAAUCUGCUGAAAUGAAGCUCUUUGAUGGGAUCGAGUGCGAGUUUCCCAUAUUCUUCAUCUUCAUGAUGAUUGACGGGGUGUUUCGAGGAAACCAGGCUCAGGUGAAAGAAUACCAGGACCUGCUUCAGCCAAUCAUCUUUGAGUCUUUUGAAGGUCAUGCUGUGGUGCCCAAGUACUACUACGUGCCGGCGGACUUUGUGGAAGCGGAGCAAAGCAAGCACGGCAGCCAGAAGCGCUUCCCGAGCAACUCCGGGCGAGACGGCAAGCUCUUCCUUUGGGGACAAGCGCUCUAUAACAUAGCCAAGCUGCUUGUUGAUGAACUGAUCAGCCCCAAGGACAUCGACCCCAUCCAUCGCCAUGUUCCUCGCCAAGACCAACGCAAUGUCAGCAUGCGCUACUCAAACCAGGGCCCCAUAGAGAAUGAUGUUGUGGUCCACGUGUCACUGAUAGCUGAGAGUCAGAGACUGCAGGUGUUCCUGAACACAUACGGUAUUCAGACGCAGACACCACAGCAGGUGGAGCCCAUCCAGAUCUGGCCUCAGCAAGAACUGGUCAAGGCGUACCGCUUCCUGGCUGUCAACGACAAGCUGGGCCUGAGUGGCCGUCCGGAUCGACCCGUGGGCUGCAUCGGGACCUCCAAGAUUUAUCGCAUCCUGGGCAAGACGGUGGUGUGCUACCCCAUCGUCUUUGAUCUGAGCGAUUUUUACCUUUCUCAGGAUGUCAUGCUGCUGAUUGAUGACAUUAAGAACGCACUCCAGUUCAUCAAGCAGUGUUGGAAGAUGCAAGGACGACCUCUUUUCUUGGUGCUCAUCCACGAGGACAACAUCAAGGGAAGUCGCUUCAACCCGGUUCUGGACAUGCUGGCAUCAUUCAAGAAGGGCCACGUCGGAGGGGUCAAAGUUCAUGUGGACAGACUUCAGACGCUGAUCUCAGGCGCCGUUGUGGAGCAACUGGACUUCCUGCGUGUCAACGAGGCCGAGAUCCCAGAGUUCAAGAGCUUCGAGGAGCUUGAACUUCCCAAACACUCCAAAGUCAAGCGACAGACGAGCACGCCCAACGCUUCCGACUUGGAGCAGCAGCCUGAGAUCAGCGUGGACGAGUGGCUGAACAAGCCCACCGACGAGAUCCUCCAGAAAUUCCAUGAUUGCGAUUGUUUGGCCAGCCAGGCUCAACUCGCCGGAAUCCUGCUGAGGAGGGAAGGAUCGCAGUUUCUCACCAAGGACGAGAACCUGAUGGAAGAACUGGAGAGGAUCUACCGACAAGCCGGCACACGCAAACUUUGGUCCGUUGUCCGUCUUGCCGCCAGUCUGUUAACUAAGCUGGUGGACAGCCUUGCUCCCAGUAUUACUAGUGUUUUAGUGCAUGGCAAGCAGGUGACCCUCGGCGUGUUUGGCCAUGAGGAGGAAGUGAUUUCCAACCCGCUGUCUCCCAGCGUCAUCCAGGGUAUCAUCUACAGCAAGUGUUGUCCACCAGGGGGCGAGCGUGAGGCUGUCCUGCAGCAGGAGUUGGUCAUCCACAUCGGGUGGAUCAUCUCCAACAGCCCCGAGCUGUUCCGCGGCAUGCUCAAGAUCCGAGUUGGGUGGAUUGUCCAAGCAAUGAAACAGGAGCUGAAAAUCCGGGCGGGAGACAUGCCCCCCCAGGACAUCUACCAGCUUUCUCCAAGUGAUAUCAAGCAGCUCCUAUUGGAUGUGCUGCAACCUCAGCACACGGGCAGAUCUUGGCUCCACCGCCGGCAGAUCGACGGCUCUCUGAACAGAACCCCUCUGGGAUUUUACGACCGGGUUUGGCAGAUUCUGGAGAGGACUCCCAAUGGGAUUCUGGUGGGAGGGACCCACCUCCCCCAGCAACCGACGCUGUCUGACAUGACCAUGUAUGAGAUGAAUUUUUCUCUGCUGGUGGAGGACACGCUGAAGGGCAUCGACCUGCCUGAAUUCAGACAGAUCAUCGUGGAGCUGCUGAUGGUGGUGUCCAUUGUGCUGGAGAGAAACCCAGAAGUGGAAUUUGCCGACAAAGUGGACCUGGACAGUCUGGUGAAGGAAGCCUUUGCCGACUUCCAACGGGAUCGCAGUCGCUCGGAAGACGUCAAGAAGCAGGACGACAUGCAGGCCUUCUACAAUACGCCGCCUGUGGGCCGGAGGGGCACCUCCAGCUACCUGACAAAAGCUGUCAUGACCCUGCUCCUGCAGGGAGACAUGAAACCCUGCAAGGACGACCCGUGUUCUGUCAGCUAGAAGCUCAGACACUGUUUUUCCGUCAGCCGACUCGCUCCUUUGCUUAGAUCAGCAUGCACUGAGUGCAUAAUAGGGGAGAAACACCUCACGAUUGAUGGAAAGCUAAACGGUGGAGACUAAGUAGCAAACGUGAUAGUCAUAUAUAGGUUAUUCUGUUAAGCCUUAGCGUAAAAGUGAGGUAGACUGAGAAUCUUGCGAUUGAGGGCAGCUAGUAGCAAUUUUUUAGUCUUUAUACUUAACACUUGGCAGAUGUUUCAGAAACGGUUAGCUUUUGAACGACUUGCUCUUUAUUUAGAUAAAACAAGCUAAGCUAUGGAACUGGACAAAAUGAUCUCCACAAACUAAAAGAGCCAGUGACCUGUUUGUUUCAAACUAUAAGUGCUGAAUCAUGAAAUGAUUCCAGGGGGCGCUGUGUUAUUUUUGCCUUUUAUGGUUGGUCACCAGAUGUUGUUUUGCUGCACCCACCCGCACGCAAUGAUAGCUGAAAUCUUUCACAAUUUAAUGUCGUCCGUCUGCCGAGUAUUUCAGACAUUGUUAUGGGUCUAAUCGUCCCUAACAAAUUUUAUUGGGGUAAAUAAAACUGGCUUUGGAUAUUGAUCAACAUCAAUCAAUCAAUAUCCAAACAACCGCGUGCCCUUUGCGAGUUUACAUAGCAAUGCUAGCUAUUAGCCAGUGUGAAGCUAAGCUGAAGCAAGCUACAAGUCCUCAUAACGUCUUGCUCAUAAUGGUGCCUAUGAUUAUUGUCAGAAGCAUGUUUUGCUGCUAAUUUAGAAAUCAACUUUGAAUGUGAAUUACGUCAUUGUGUUGGCAUACAUGCUAAAUGUUUUGCAUGCACAGAUAUUUUUAUUUUGCUAGGUGGCAAUAAUACAAGGAUAAAUACUCAUUUGAAAGC
This is a messenger RNA of Syngnathus typhle (broad-nosed pipefish), 4313 nucleotides long. RefSeq names its product phosphorylase kinase, beta (gene phkb). Gene Ontology annotation, biological process: glycogen metabolic process. The record is from RefSeq and is a predicted model, not a curated record. Gene Ontology annotation, cellular component: phosphorylase kinase complex. Gene Ontology annotation, molecular function: calmodulin binding. Bases 176 to 3421 code for a protein of 1081 amino acids. The transcript has 32 exons. Lineage: Eukaryota; Metazoa; Chordata; Actinopteri; Syngnathiformes; Syngnathidae.